AGAAGUCGAAGCUCACUGGGGGAUAAAAGACUGAUAUCUGACCGAGUAAGUGCGCUCGACAGCGGUUGGAAUCGACUACACCAGACUCGGAGGACUCCGCGGCUGCACAAAGUGCGAAAGGUGGUGGAAUCUUGAAACUGAUGAAGAGGCUGUUCCUUGGCCGGAUAGAAAGGGUUGCGCAUGCACAUUUCUCAAAUCCGAGGCGUGCAGGGCGCUGGUUUGCUGAUGUUGUGGAACAAUGGAAGCCGCACAAGGUACCAGCGUAGGGCAAGGUCGCGCUCAGGCGUCGAGGCAGUCCCGUGUAACAGCAUGUGUAACGAUAGAACAGAAAAUUUGACAAUACGACAGUAUGUCUUGCAAACAGGUUCCCGUAGACAAAUCGAAAACUCGUGCAUCUGCGGUCAAUACAACGCUUGAUAUAGCUGCACGUUUGCUCUGAACAUGGAGACCAAGACGGACCUUUCAGAAGUCGAGAAAGGUGCGAGUGAUUAUACCAGCAAGCAAAGGAGUAGUCCUCGGUUUACCACUUGGUUGAAUGAUAUCGUCCAGAAGGCCAGUGAGGAUCGACCGGAAGAGAAAUGGCGACAAACCAGGGUACUUGAAGUCGAGUCUAAUCCGGAAGGCUGGCCCAGACUGGCUGCUGUGAUCGACAGCGACGCAAACUUCAUGAUAUUCCGCAAGUUCGGGUAUCUGAGAACAAGGCUCCUGGUCUGGCACCAGGACCGUCUGCGGGAGCUCGAAGAGCUGCUGGGAGAUUUGGACUUGGAAGAUUUCAAGGAUGACGCAACAAGGAGGGCGCUGUGUUGUCGUCAAGGAGAUGAUGGAAGAAGUCCUCCCAAGAGGAAAUUGCUGUUCCAAGAGCUGAGCCGAGAAAUGGAGUUAUAUGAUGACCUCCUCAAGCGCUGCGCUGACGCUCAUCAGUACGAGGUGCCUAGUGAAAAGGCUCGUGAGGCCAUGGCAGGUCUUAUCUGGAACGAUGCUCAAUUGAGUCACCUUGACAGGAGUUACAUCGAACAUGUCGAUGAUCUGGUCGCUAUCUGCAGUGACAAGGAGUCUGGGAGUAUCCAUGGCUUGCUGCUGGACCUUGCCCGAAAGACCUGCAUUGGGCGGUCAUUUAUUCGUUUUCUGCUGAGAGGGAAGACGCAAAAGAGGAAGCUUCGCGGUGCAUCGGUCUUGCACCUGGAACUGUUCGACAAAAGACGAUUCGACGGACUUGUCGCCUUUUUGUUCACCAUGGUGGUCGUCGUUUCGCUUAUGGGCCCUAUCAUGAUUCUGUACCGAAUCAGGGCUUCCAACGGGUAUCUUCAGCUAGCGGUCGCGCUGGCAUUCACGACCAUGUUCGCCGGGUUGUGCGCGUCUGCAACAAGUGCUAGGAGGCAUGAAAUCUGUGCAGCAACAGCAGCGUAUUGUGCCGUCCUGCUGGUGUUUUUGGCGCAAAGCAAUUAG
Exophiala viscosa is the source of this 1446-nucleotide messenger RNA. RefSeq lists its product as uncharacterized. The transcript has 6 exons. The record is from RefSeq and is a predicted model, not a curated record. The coding region runs from base 442 to 1446 and encodes 334 amino acids. Lineage: Eukaryota; Fungi; Ascomycota; Eurotiomycetes; Chaetothyriales; Herpotrichiellaceae.